This is a messenger RNA of Castor canadensis (American beaver), 3875 nucleotides long. Lineage: Eukaryota; Metazoa; Chordata; Mammalia; Rodentia; Castoridae. The record is from RefSeq and is a predicted model, not a curated record.
CCCUGCUUUUCCUUGCUAGGCGUGAUUUUGGUUCCCAUCAUUAACCAAGGAUGCUUCAAAUUCCUUCUCCCAUUCCUUGUUGCACUAGCUGUAGGAACAAUGAGGUCACACACACAUGGGCAUGGCCACUCUCCACGGGCACGAAUCGAAGAAGUUCUGGAAGAGUACGAUGCUGUGUGAAGACUAGUCUCUAGGAGGCAUUACUUGCUGUUUAUCAUUGAACAUUGCAUUCGAAUGUUUAACAACUACAAACAACAAAAGGAAAUGCAAAUCAACAAGUACGAUGUUAGAUCUGCCAUACUCACAUGCAAUGAGGUCCUGGUUCAAGCUCCAGAGAACCAACCAAGAAAAAAUUACCUUGGAAAACAGAAGUGGUUUAUAAAACAGAGCACUGAAGAAUCUACUAUAGGAAGAAAGCUUUCAGAUCAUAAGUUAAACAAUACACCAGAUGCUGACUGGCUUCAACUUAAGCCUCUUGCAGGAACUGAUGACUCAGUUGUUUCUGAAGAUCGACUUAAUGAAACUGAACUGACAGAUUUAGAAGGCCAACCAGAAUCUCCUCCUAAAAAUUACCUUUGUAUAGAAGAGGAGAAAAUCAUGGACCAUUCUCACAGUGAUGGAUUGCACACCAUUCAUGAGCAUGAUCUCCAUGCGCCUGCACAUAACCACCACGAUGAGAGUAAGACCGUGCUGCGGAAACACAACCAUCAGUGGCACCACAAACAUUCUCACCACUCACAUGGCCCCUGUCAUUCUGGUUCUGAUCUGAAAGCAACAGGAAUCGCUAAUAUAGCCUGGAUGGUGAUCAUGGGGGAUGGUAUCCACAACUUCAGUGAUGGGCUGGCAAUCGGAGCAGCUUUUAGUGCCGGGCUGACAGGAGGCAUCAGUACUUCCAUAGCUGUCUUCUGCCAUGAACUGCCACAUGAAUUAGGUGAUUUUGCAGUUCUUCUUAAAGCAGGCAUGACUGUAAAGCAAGCAAUUGUGUACAACCUCCUCUCGGCCAUGAUGGCUUACAUAGGCAUGCUCAUAGGCACAGCUGUCGGUCAGUACGCCAACAACAUCACCCUUUGGAUCUUUGCAAUCACUGCAGGGAUGUUCCUCUAUGUAGCCUUGGUGGAUAUGCUUCCAGAAAUGUUGCAUGGUGAUGGUGACAAUGAAGAACAUGGCUUUUGUCCAGUGGGGCAAUUCGUUCUUCAGAAUUUAGGGUUGCUGUUUGGAUUUGCCAUCAUGCUGGUGAUCGCCCUCUAUGAAGAUAAAAUUGUGUUUGACAUCCAGUUUUAACCAUUCCCAGUAAUCACUGUUGAUUACGAGAAUGUUACCAUGCAGCUUUGCAUCUGUUCCUUGUACUGUAUGCACAUUGCUCAAAGAAAAGUCAGUGGCUUGCACUACUUACAAGUUCCAUAGAUUUGAGCCUAACCACAAAAGACUGGUGCUCAGUACUGUUUUCUCUGCAUGAAAAGGGGUCUUUUAAAAACAUAGAGUUUAUGAUAAAGAGGAGAAAAUGGGACUCCAUGAACCAAUGUUGGUAUGUUUGAUUAAGACUGUUUAAAAAAUAAUCAUAUAAAACACUAGUCUCUAUUAGUAGAAACUUCUGUGGCUAUGCAGAAAUAGAAAUUGAACCAAAAAUCAUUUAAACUUUAAAAAAUACUUCAAAUGGACUUUGAGCAGACUUCUUUGUGCUAAGUAUGAAUUGUAGUGCCCUUUAAUUCAGCUACAUAAAUACAUAUUGCGUGAUAGGGAUCAACUUGACAUGACUUUGAAAUUGCAUAAAGUAGACUAUAGGAACUAGAGGAAAGUCCAGGCUGCGUUAGAGUGAACUUAACAUUGGGAAAAGCCCUUAUUCUUGAAUCUAGAGUUACUAUUUUUGUAUAUAUUUGCAUAGUGCUUAAACUUGCAGCCUAAACUACUGAAAUUUGUGAUUGUAUGUUUGUGUGAGCUUCAGUUUGAUGAAAGAUUCAUAAUGGUUCUUUGUGUUAUUAUAAUACUUGGUGUUUGGGGGGUAUUUUUCUGUUUUCUUUUUUUUUUUAAACUUUCAUUUUAUUUUCGUUUGGAUUUUCUUGGGGGGAGGUGGGGUUCAGAGCAUGUAGUCAAAUGCUUUUUUCCUUAAAAUUAUCACCCUCUAGAAAAUAUCAAGUAAAUGACCCAGACAUAACAUUCAAUUUUCCAACUUCACAGGAUUAACUAGGUUAAUUGGGAAAUUUAAGUUCUGAACAUUCACAUUACCUUGCUAGUUUGGCAUUGGAACCAAGAGCACAUGCUGUGGUUGGCAGUAAAAUUGUAAGGUAGAACAUCUAAGUUUACCAUAUCUGAUCUGUACAUGAGUGUCAAACAGUUGCCAGGAUAAAAACUCCAUUGAUAGCAUGACUAUCAUGGUACCAAGUAAAAUGACUAAGCUGAAAUCACUUGAUCAUUUUGUGCCAAGAUAGGCUGGUGGUGCCUAUCUCUUUUUUUGGGUGCCCUGUUCUUCUACCAUAAUUGCAAAUGAUUUGUGAGAAGUGCAAGCCAUGCUUAUCCUGAAUUUUUACUCAAUAAUUUGUAGUACUAGUCCUAUGCAUGUAGCUUUCUGUUUACAUCUUGUGCCACAUGGUCUUCAUUUAUGCCAGGUAAACUGUAUUUGAACUUUGUACAGCUAGCUCUGUUUUACUGUGCUUGGAAACCAGUGUAGCUCUUUUUAAAAUCUUACUGUUCAAAUAUAUAAGAGCCAAACUAUUUCCAUUCCAUUUUAAACAUUUUCAUUUACUCCUCCUUUCCCAGCUCUUUUCCUCUUGCUGUAUGAACUUUUUAACACAAAAACAAAACUUUGAGAGCAGAGAGCAGCACACACAUCCAGGUAUUAAUAGGUUGUUGACAGUGUUUCUUCUUUAUGCAGUUAGCAAGAGAGCUUUGGUGUUGUUACAUCUUUAAUUUAUGUUUGAAUUUGAAAAAUUAUUUUUGGCUUUCUUCAUGGCCUCCUUUGUAGUAAGUAGGCAUUUAUACAUAGUUUUCCACAUUGGGCACUGAAUUUGGACAGUCCUCAUCUCAUUGCUUGGCCCUUCAAGCAGCCUAGCUAAAAGGUGCUGACAUUUUAUUUCAUACUGCCAACUUCAAGUGAUUCAAAUAUCUUGCUUUCUGAACCAAGAUUAAUAUUUAUAGUUCACUUUUGAGUUUUUAUACCCAAGGAGGAUUGUGCAUUUCAGCAUUGAAUCUGCUUCAUUUAAAAGCAACAACUGGAAUAUACUCCCAUUCUUAAAAUAAAUGCCUCAUUUAAAGCAGAUUGGUUAUACUAAAAUAUAAAAAGUUUUAUAUUCUCUAAAAAAUUGUAUUAUCUUUAUUUGCUAGACUUUCUUAAUAUUUUAGGAGGGCUGUAACAGUUGCUGCUAGUAUUUUGAUAGGGUUCCACCAGUAUUUAGUUCUCACAUCAUUCUAAUGUAUAUUUUCAAGUCUUACUAGACAAUCUUAAUUCCACUACAUUUCUGUUUGACUCCAACAUUCCUUUUAGCUUGACCAGUCUAAUUUUAACAUGUGUUUGUUGGGGAUCAUUAAUGUUACUUGUACAAUGCUGUCACUGUGUGACAUCCAUAUGAAUUUUGGUGUAUAUCACAUUGCAGUCAAUCAGCUGUGAUUAUGCUUAGAAAUACUAUAGUAACUAGAUGCAGUGUGAAUUAUUUCCAUUAACAGUAAGUCAGUGGCUUAAAUGUGAUUAUGGUCCUGCAAGGUGAUACUUGCUAAAAUAUCUAAACUUUUUUUGUUGUAACUGAAUCAUUUUUUAAAAAAUUUAUAAAGCUGGAAAUGAUCAAAUGCUGUUUUUUUCAUUGUCAACAGUGGUGUGUCAUUUUAUGUGUGUUCCUAAUGCUUAUGGAACUCUCCCAAAAUAAAAGUUACUCAAAAAGAGCAAA